AAAUUAUAAAAUAAAGAUGGCAGAACUCUAAUGUACGAUUAUUUGUGAGGAAUUAAAUAAGAAGUUUAGAGUGACGUUAGAUUAUACAAAAACUCCAUUAGAUUUAAUGAAUGAAUUUUAAGAAUAAGUGAUACCAAAUCCUGAUCCAAAUUCAUAAAAUCCAAAUUCAUAAAAUCCAAAUUAUUUAGCAUUUAAGUUUAAUACGAAAACGCUUGAUGCUUACAUUCCAUUUAAGUAAUAAGGAGUAAAUAAUAAUGAUACAAUUGAAUUGAUCAUUAUUUAAAAAGGAGGAUUAAGUUAGUGAU
Molecule: messenger RNA, 305 nt
Organism: Paramecium sonneborni
Lineage: Eukaryota; Ciliophora; Oligohymenophorea; Peniculida; Parameciidae
Source: the annotation of a GenBank genome assembly